AUGGAAACGAAAUCUCCGCCCAAAACCCGACGCACACUCACUGAAGAGCAACUUGGCAACAAGCGUCGCAUUGACAAGCUCAAGCACCGCGAGAACCGUGCCGAGAACAAGACGCGCCUCGAAAACAUUGAGCGCGAUGUCUCCUUUCUCCGCGACACAAUGGGCGACAUGAUGCUGCAUCUGCGCGAGCUCAGCCUGGACCCAGCACACCACCACCAGACCCCGACGACAUCUCACACCGGGCCCUCUCCGCAGUCGCUGCAUACGCUUCCCAGCCAGCUGUUGUGCCCGCCCAAACCCGAAUCAUGGAGCUCAUCCCCGGACCCGACGACGCCGCUGACCUUGGUCGCCCCCGCCAUACCCCCCCAUGUCGGCGGCGGCGGCCCGUUCUUCCAUCCGCCCACCAACCACCUCACCGACCACCUCACUGACCGGCUCUACGCCCAGCACGUCUUUCCUCAGGAGCCGCUCGAGGCCCAGAUGGACAUGGAGGCCUUGCUGGCCGAGAUUCGCGGCGAGAGCCCCGUGGUCGAGUGUCGCUGCGGCAAGCAGCACAACGCCGACGUUCAGUGUACGGAGCGCAUCUCCGUCACCAUGGCUUUCGAGUUUAGCAAUGUGGCGAGCCAAACCAACAUGCGUCCCAUGACGGCCCCGCGAAACCCCAGCCUGCAGGAUCUGCUACUGCACCCCACAGAAACGUCCAACCUGAUUGCCAUCAUCAUGUCGUCUAUUUUACGCCAGUAUGACUUUACGAAUAUAGAGUCACUGUGUGGCAUAUUCCUUCUCUCAUACAGGCUACUGCGGGCAACCGAGACCAUUGCUGAUGUGCCCCCCAUUAUGCGUCCCACGCGGUCCCAAAUCACAAUACCACACCCCAAGUCCCUCGAUUUCAUACCCUUCCCCGCCCUGCGCAACUAUCUCUGCCUCAAUCAGCACAAGGACGCCCGACACUCGGUGGACCUGUACCUGCGGUCCAUGCGGUUAGUACUGCCGCCCGGCAAGAGUCUGAUGACCAAGGCGGAGCGUGGUGGCAUCGAACUGAAUCCUGAAUUUGAGAUUUUUGCAUCGGACCUGCGCAACUGGACCAUGGGUUCGCCGUGGUCAGAGUAUUUUCCGCAGCUGCGCCAGUUUCUGUAUUAA
Cordyceps militaris CM01 is the source of this 1140-nucleotide messenger RNA. RefSeq lists its product as uncharacterized. The coding region runs from base 1 to 1140 and encodes 379 amino acids. Lineage: Eukaryota; Fungi; Ascomycota; Sordariomycetes; Hypocreales; Cordycipitaceae. The transcript has 2 exons. The record is from RefSeq and is a predicted model, not a curated record.